Molecule: messenger RNA, 1991 nt
Organism: Brassica napus (rape)
Lineage: Eukaryota; Viridiplantae; Streptophyta; Magnoliopsida; Brassicales; Brassicaceae
Product: wax ester synthase/diacylglycerol acyltransferase 6-like
Exons: 7
Coding region: 200-1732 (510 amino acids)
Biological process (GO): triglyceride biosynthetic process
Cellular component (GO): plasma membrane
Molecular function (GO): diacylglycerol O-acyltransferase activity; long-chain-alcohol O-fatty-acyltransferase activity
Source: RefSeq, a predicted model, not a curated record
CUCCCCGAUAAAAGAAAAAAAAUAACAUUUUAAAUAAACGCCAGGAACCACAAAUAUUAUUAAAGUUUGGUAUGUAAAAUUGUGGACCCAACCGUCCAAAAACAUUAUAAAGAGAAACGUGGCCUAGCACACAAUUGGAGGCUAUAUUAAUUAAGUGAGAAUAUUUUAAAGUUAAGAGAGAAAAAAGGGUUAUGAACUUAUGAUCGAACACCAAGCCAUGGAGAUUAAGAUACCAGAGACAACCAUGAGGAAAGACGAAGAAGAAGAUGAGCAACCCCUUAGUCCGGCGGCGCGCGUGUUCCACGCUCCGGAGUUUAAUUGUUACGUCAUAUCGGUGAUCGGUGUUAAGAAGAAGAUCGAGCCAGAUGUUAUUAUGGAAGGAUUAAAGCAAACUUUGAUCAGACAUCCUCGUUUUUCCAGCAAAAUGGUGAGCAGAAGGAACAAGAAUAGUCAAACACAAAUAUGGGUUCGGACAAACGUGGUCGUCAGCGAUCACGUCAUCGUACCAUACAUCCAAACGCAAAACAUAGAGAACGCAAACGCAGAUAAGUUUCUUGAGAGUUACGUCUCGGACCUCACGUUGAUCCCUUUAGACACCUCGAAGCCAUUAUGGGAGCUUCACCUACUCGAUUUGAAAACCUCUGACGCUGAAAACGUCGCCGUUUUGAAGUUUCAUCACUCUUUAGGAGAUGGUAUGUCUCUAAUGGCUCUUGUCCUCGCUUGCAUGCGUAAAACAUCGAACCCCGACGAGCUACCGACUCUACCGAACCAAAACCGAUCAUCGUCCAGAUCUUCCCGGUUAAAGGCCGGUUCAAGAGGUGAUUUCCGAUUCUUGUGGUUAAUUAUGGUUCUAUGGUCGGCGAUAAUGUUGGUUUUGAAUACGAUGUGUGAUGCGUUGGAGUUUAUUGCUACGGCAAUGUUCCUUAAGGACACUGAAACACCCAUCAAAGGCGAUUUCCGGCUAAGUAAGCAUAAACGGAUGUCUUUGGUUCAUCGUACCGUAAGCUUAGACGACAUAAAGCUAAUAAAGAAUACCAUGAACAUGACUGUCAACGAUGUAGUACUUGGAGUAACUCAGGCUGGUCUCUCGCAAUACCUUGAAACAAGAUAUGUAGAGAAGAAGAAGAAACUAGGAGAAGAUCAAAGGAAUUCAGAUCAUAUGCCUAAAAUAAUAAGGCUAAGAUCAGCUAUACUUGUAAAUCUAAGACCCACAACUGGAAUCCAGGAUCUAUCUGAUAUGAUGGCCAAAGGAUCUAAGUGUAGAUGGGGAAAUUGGAUCGGCUACAUAGUCUUUCCGUUUUCUAUCGGCUUACGCAAAGAUCCGUUGGAACAUCUUCGAAGUGCCAAAAGAAUCAUCGACCGGAAGAAAAACUCGUUAGAAGCUGCACUAACAUUCAUCGUCGGUAAAUUGAUGAUUAAAUCGUUCGGCGUUAAGAUAACAGCUAAUAUAAUAAAUAGAGCAUUGUCCAACACAACGAUGUCCUUCUCAAACUUGAUUGGUCCUAUUGAAGAAAUCAGCUUCUUUGGACAUCCUAUCGCUUAUAUGGCCCCUAGUGUUUAUGGCCAUCCCCAUGCUUUGACGAUGCAUUUCCAAAGUUAUAUGAACAAGAUGACGAUUUCUUUGACCGUAGAUCCAACGGUCAUAAGCGAUACUCAUCGGCUACUUGACGACUGGGAGGAAUCUCUAAAAAACAUCAAAGCUGCUGUCCAAGAACGAGGCUCCAUUCAUUAGUAGAUUGAGAGAAAUCUUUAUUCUAAUCUUCUUAUUAAAACGUUUGAAAGAAGAUAAAACGUACUAGGAGAUAUAAUCAUGAUAUCAUAUAGUACUGAUUAAUCCUUUAAAUAUAUAAAUUGGGUUUGAAAAUUUAUGGUCACUCCGACAAUAUCACUCCCUUGUAAGCUUCAGUGAUGUCCAUGCUUGGAAGGCUACCAUGUUAAUUGAUAAUUAUUUUGUAAUAAAUACAGUUUUCAAAUAAAUGUUAACCACGUCA